Molecule: messenger RNA, 1480 nt
Organism: Micropterus salmoides (largemouth bass)
Lineage: Eukaryota; Metazoa; Chordata; Actinopteri; Centrarchiformes; Centrarchidae
Product: methyltransferase-like protein 7A
Exons: 2
Coding region: 367-1098 (243 amino acids)
Molecular function (GO): S-adenosylmethionine-dependent methyltransferase activity
Source: RefSeq, a predicted model, not a curated record
UGCUUGCUAAUCACACAGUAGAUGGGCUACUUUUAUUUUGAAGGUUUUAUAAUAGAUCAGACCACGUGGCUUCCGUUUAUGAUCUAUAACGAAAAACGAAUUGACUGAAGUUCACAGACCCUCUUUAUUAUUUAUUUAAAAACGAAUAACGAUAAAAUGAACCGUAAAAAAAACGGAAAAUUCGUUUUUUGAUUCUGACACCAAAAACGGUUAUUUUGUUUUUCGUUUUGAAACAAAAAACAGAUAAAAGGUAUUUUAGUUUUUGAAUUACAAACGAAUUACGGAUUAUCCACAGAUACCCGGACCGUACAUGGACCCGGUCGCCACGCAGGUCAGGGGUAUUUUAUAUAGUCACGGUCAGCAAAAAUGAGUUUUCUGAUGCGACUUUGUAGUUUGGUCGUCAGUGCGUUAUGUUUGCCCCUUCAUCUGAUGGAAGCGGUAGGCCUGUAUCAAAUAUACAAACGUUUCUUACCAUUUUGUGUAUACCGCACUUCUGUAAUGUACAACAAAAAAAUGCACGACAGGAAAAAGGAGCUGUUUCGCAGCCUCACGGAGUUCAACAAGCCUGGCAGCGGGCGGCUGACAAUUUUGGAGAUUGGCUGCGGCACCGGCACAAAUUUUCAGUUUUAUCCGCCUGGCAGCAAGGUGAUCUGCACUGACCCGAACCCCCACUUUCAGAAAUAUCUGAAGAAGAGCAUGGGCGAGAAUGACCACCUCAAGUACGACAGAUUUGUGGGGGCGUCGGGGGAGGACAUGGGGUCAGUGCCGGACGAGUCGGUAGACGCUGUUGUCUGCACCCUGGUGCUCUGCUCUGUCAACAACAUACCGCAAACUCUGCGAGAGGCCCACCGCAUACUCAGACCAGGAGGAGCCUUCUUCUUCAUCGAGCAUGUUAUGGCUGACCCCUCCACCUGGGCCUACUUCUUCCAGCAUGUUCUCCAGCCUGCGUGGUACUACUUGGGCGAUGGGUGCAUGCUCACCCGGGAAACGUGGAAGCAUCUGGAGGCGGCUGGAUUCUCUGAACUCAAACUGAGACAUGUUGAAGCGCCGCUCAUCUUCUUGAUCAAACCACACAUCAUAGGCUACGCUGUGAAAUGAAAUUCUGUAUGGUUAGCUUCGUAGCAGCGGGCUUGCCUCAUGACUAUAGGGUGUGAAUAUGCCAAGUACUAAAUGCCUGUCCUCUCCCAUGUGACAUGAUCGAUCACCAGUGACUUUGAUACUAAUUUUAUUUUUGUAUUGAAAACUAAUCCUAAUUUAGAAUUUUUCACUUAAGUAAAAAAAAAAAAAAAAAAAAUCUCCAAGUAGCUUGUUGAUACAUCAAUCAAUAUAAUGCUACCAUAGGAAAUUUCAGUGUUUAUCUGCUUGGUACUUUUGGAUUUUUUGGGUACCUUUUAUGCCAUGAUAGUUGUGUCACAAAGUACUUAUUUUUGCUGUGAUUAAGCUGAUUGUGUUUGUGAUUAAAGAGUUUAAUCCUGUUGCA